GACUGUUCUAUCACAAUCCCAAGGUCAGUCACCCAAUCGAAAAUCAGAAACCGUACUCAACUCGGUCAGUACGCGAUCCUCGACGAAGCCACUUCUCUUGUCCCGGAAGAGAUGGAGGGCAAGAUGAUGCAACAUGCCACUAGAUUGGGCAUCACUCUGUUGACCGUGUCGCACCGGCCAUCGCUCUGGAAGUACCACAGUCUUAUCUUGAGCUACGAUGGAAUGGGUGGCUAUGUCUUCACCAAGCUCGACGCCGAGAAGAGGUUGGCCCUUCAAGAAGAGAAACAAGCAUUGGAGGCUAAGCUCCUCGAGAUUCCCAAGUUGGCAGCCAGAUUAGAGGAGUUGAAGAAAUUAGCUGAGAAUCGUUAGUCGGUACUUGGCGGUGUUGAUGGAGUCCGGACCGGAUGUACCGGCGGGUCACUUUUGUAGCUUAUGUCGCUGUGUAUGACGUGAUGACUCGGCUCCGUAAACCCCCGAGUGGAGACCUGACAAAAAUUGAUCUGUUGACAGGGCACCUUUUCCCUUAGAAUCACCUGCCGCGGCACUUUUGUACUAUCUCUCUCUCUUCGU
Mycena citricolor is the source of this 570-nucleotide messenger RNA. NCBI's taxonomy places the organism in Eukaryota, Fungi, Basidiomycota, Agaricomycetes, Agaricales, Mycenaceae. The record is from the annotation of a GenBank genome assembly.